AUGAAUAUGGCUGGAACAAGUCCGAAUACAUUAGAAAAAUCGUAUGUUCAUCAUUUGGUUUGGUUAGAUAAAAAUAUCGAAAAUUAUACUAAUAAACAAAAACUAAAUCAAUGGCAUGAAUUGGAUGAUAAAAUAAAACUUUUUUCUAAUAAAGAAGACUGUAUUGAUUAUAUACAAAGACAAGAUGAUAAAAAUACGAAAUCUUAUAUUAUAUUCAUUAUUUCGGAUUCAUUUAGUCAACAAGUCAUACCACACAUACAUGAUUGUAUAUGUAUUCUUGCAAUUUUUAUUUUUUCUACAAAUUCAGAAAAUUGUCAAAAUUUAAAAUAUCCAAAACUUCGAGCAAUUUGUGUAGAUAUAUCUGAUUUAUUUAAUAGAAUUCGAAAUUGUAUGGAUAGAGAUAAAGUUUCAAUUGCUUUUAGUUUAUUUAACAAACGAGAUAAUACAGAUGCAGAAACAACAUCAUUAAAAGAUAAAUCAGAUGAACAAUAUCCAAUUCGAAAUUUAAAAGAAGAUCAAGCACGUUUUCUUUGGUUUUAUAAAUGUCAUCAUUUUAUGAUUGAACUUGAAGAUGAUGAUAGACAAGCUAAAGAAGAAAUGAUUUCUUGUUUUCGUACAAAAUUUAAUAAAAAUGAACGAAUAUUAAAACCAAUAGAUGAAUUUGAAAAACAAUCAUUAGAUGAUAAUGCAAAACAUGCUAUUUGGUGGUAUUCACAUAAUUCUAUUAUGUUUCGAUGUAUAAAUGAAGCAUUAAUUUCUGGUAAUAUAUCAGUAAUUUAUUCAUAUCGUUAUAUUAUUAAAUUACUUUGUCGACAAUUAAAAAUUCUACAUAAAGAAUAUAAAAAAUCAAUAACAAAUAAUAAACUUCAUCUUUAUCGUGGUCAACGAUUAAAAUUAUCAUUAAUUCUUUUAAUUUCAAAACAUAUAAAUGAUCUCAUUUCACUUAAUAGUUUUGUAUCAACAACAUUAGAAGAAGAUAUUGCAAAAAAAUUUUGUUUAGGUCGUUCAAAAAAUAAUGAUGAACCUGUUAUAUUUGAAAUUGAUAUUGAUUUAAAUAGUGAACAAAGUAUUCCAUUUGCUGAUAUUCGUCAAAUUAGUCGAUAUCCAGAAGAAGAAGAAAUUCUUAUUUCAAUUGGAUCUAUAUUUCGUAUUGAAUCAGUUAAUUUUGAUGAAAAAAAUGAAUUAUAUAGAAUUCAUCUUUCAUUAAGUCAACAUGAUCAAUUAACUGUUAAUAAAUAUAUUGAACAAACAUUUGAAACAGAAAUUGAUUCAACUAAUCAAUCAAUUCUUUUUGGUAAACUUCUUUUUGAUAUGGGAGAAUUUGAAUUUGCAAUUGAAUAUUUCGAUAAUAAAAUUCGUUGUCUAUCAGAUCAUAAUAAUCAUUAUCGACCAACUUAUUUAAAUAAUAUUGGUGUGUGUUAUAAUGAAAUUGGUAGAAAAGAUCAAGCAUUUAAAUAUUAUAGAAUGGCAAGUCAAAUAUAUAAACAAACAAAAAAUCAACGUGGAUUAGGUGCAUGUUAUCAUAAUAUAGCAAGUUUUUAUUAUGAUCAAGGAGAUUAUGGUAGUGCUCUUCGAUGGGCAUUAGAUGCUUUAAAUGAACGACAAGAAUAUCAAUUAGAAAGAGCAUCAACUCUAGAUCUACUUGGUUGUAUUCAAUUAGCUCAACGUGAUGCAGAAGCAGCGAUGAAUAAUCUUCAAGAAGCUUUGAGUAUACGUAUAAAAUAUUUAGGUCAGAUUAAUCCAAAUCAUCCUGAUAUUGGAAUAAGUUAUUUCAAUUUGGGUAAACUUGAUUCAAAAUUAUCAUUAUUUAUUGAUGCUCAAAAUAAUUAUUCACGUGCUGAAGAAAUCUUUCGUCAUAAUUAUCCAAAAACACAUCCAUUAAUUACUGAAAUUACACAAUGUUUAGAACAAAUCAAACGACAAUUUCAACAUUGA
Rotaria sordida is the source of this 1935-nucleotide messenger RNA. The record is from the annotation of a GenBank genome assembly. Lineage: Eukaryota; Metazoa; Rotifera; Eurotatoria; Philodinida; Philodinidae.